Messenger RNA from Penicillium brasilianum, 555 nucleotides. Lineage: Eukaryota; Fungi; Ascomycota; Eurotiomycetes; Eurotiales; Aspergillaceae. The record is from the annotation of a GenBank genome assembly.
AUGCGUUUCGCUGUUGCUACCGUUGCCCUUUUCGCCGGCCUGGUUGCCGCCCUCCCCAACGGCGCUGAGUCCACCGUCUACCAGACCGAGGAGGUUACCAUCACCUCUUGCGCUCCUACCGUCACUGACUGCCCUGCUCGUUCCACCGCGACUGGCGUCGGUGCUACCGGCAGCGCUGUCACCACCGCCGUUGUCACCCCCUCCGUUCCCGCUGGCGGUGUCUCCCCCGUUGGCAGCUCCUCCUGGUCCAGCGCCCCGGCUCCCGUUCCCACCUCGGUUGCCCCUGUCCCCGCUGGUCCCUCCGUGACUGUCGUCCCCGUUGUCCACACCACCUGCGCUGCUGUGACCUCCUGGUCGACCAUCGCUGUCCCCACCGCCUCCUCCCCCGUUGGCGGCUCCAGCGGUGCCCCCCACGCCUCCUCCAGCGGCGUUGCUGCUGCCAGCUCCACCACCGCCAAGCCCUCCUCCACCCCCGCCUUCAACGGUGCUGGUGCUCUGUCUGGCUCCCUCGGCUUCGCCGGUGCCGCUGCCGCCGCUGCCUUCUUCCUGGCAUAA